Lactuca virosa is the source of this 366-nucleotide messenger RNA. The record is from the annotation of a GenBank genome assembly. NCBI's taxonomy places the organism in Eukaryota, Viridiplantae, Streptophyta, Magnoliopsida, Asterales, Asteraceae.
AUGGGAGUAUUUUCAAGCGCCCUCAGGAACUGGGCUGAGAGGAGUAUUCAAGUUAUUGUGGUGACAGAUGGAGAACGUGUCUUGGGACUUGUAGAUCUUGGAUACCAGGGUAUGGGAAUUCCAGUUGGGAAACUUGCAUUAUAUACUGCACUUGGAGGAGUUAGUCCUUCUGCAUGUUUGCCAAUAACCAUUGAUGUGGGGACAAAUAAUCAGAAGCUACUAGAUGAUGAAUUCUAUAUUGAUCUUAAACAAAAGAGGACCACUAGAAAAGAAUAUUAUGAAUUACUUGAAGAGCUCAUGUCUGCAGUCAAACAGAACUAUGGUCAAAAAGUUUCUGUACAGUUAACAUGGUUUUCAUGUUCAUAG